Messenger RNA from Cinara cedri, 2943 nucleotides. The record is from the annotation of a GenBank genome assembly. NCBI's taxonomy places the organism in Eukaryota, Metazoa, Arthropoda, Insecta, Hemiptera, Aphididae.
AUGUGGUUAAAUAAUAGAUGUACUGGUGGAAUGGAUAAAGAAAAAGUAGAUGAAACUUCAACUCCAGUAUUAAAAUGGAACAAAGUUCCAAUCCAAGAUGGACCACAACCAAGACCUCGCCAUGGACAUCGAGCAGUUUCGAUCAAAGAUCUUUUAAUUGUCUUUGGUGGUGGAAAUGAAGGAAUUAUAGAUGAAUUACAUGUUUACAAUGCAGUAAAAAACCAAUGGUUUGUACCCCAGGUUUCUGGUAACAUACCUCCUGGGUGUGCUGCAUUUGGCUUAGUUGUUGAUAAUACUAGACUACUCAUUUUUGGUGGUAUGAUUGAAUAUGGCAAGUAUUCAAAUGAACUCUAUGAAUUGCAAGCAAGUAGAUGGCAUUGGAAUAGACUUACACCUAGACCUCCUCUUUAUCACAUGUCUCCAUGUGCAAGGCUUGGUCAUUCUUUUACAUUGAUAGGUAAUAAAGUUUACUUAUUUGGAGGAUUAGCCAAUGAUAGUAAUGACUCAAAAAAUAAUGUACCACGUUAUAUGAAUGAUCUAUAUACAUUAGAUAUAUCUUCACCAGAUGCUUUAGCCUGGGAUAUACCAGAAACCAUAGGCGAUUUCCCACCUCCUCGAGAAUCCCACACUGCAAUAGCUUAUACUGACUCCAAAGGAAAAUGUAAACUUAUUAUUUAUGGUGGUAUGUGUGGUUGUCGACUAGGUGAUUUAUGGACUUUAGAUAUAGAUUCGAUGUCAUGGAAUAAACCUAUUGUUUUAGGUACUGAACCUCUACCUAGAUCUUUGCAUACAUCGGUUGCUGUAAAUAAUCGUAUGUUUGUUUUUGGUGGUUGGGUUCCAUAUAUUGAAGAAGGUCAGAUUCCCCUGCAUGAAAAAGAAUGGAAAUGUACUAACCAAUUGGCUUGUCUUAAUUUAGAAACAAUGACUUGGGAAAAAUUAACAUGGCCAAUGAAAAUGACUGAUGAUAUUAUGCCUAGAGCCAGAGCUGGACACUGUGCAGUUAAAAUCCAAACAAGGAUGUUUAUAUGGUCAGGCCGGGAUGGUUACAAGAAAGCAUGGAAUAAUCAAAUCUGUUGUACUGAUUUAUGGUAUUUAGAAGUAGAUAAACCGGAAAAAUGUGCUAAAAAUCAGUUGGUUCGAGCAUCGACAGAUGCUCUGGAAAUUAUGUGGAAUAGUGUACCAACCGCUGCGGCCUAUAUUUUACAAAUUCAAAAGUAUGAUUUACCAGUAGACAUAGCUGCUCUGGCUCCACCAUCAAUGGUUGACUAUUCAUUAAUACCUUUCUUCUUAUCUGAAAUACCUAAACAAAUUACUAAUAAUGAUGAUCAUCAAACUGAACUUUCAAAAUCGCCUAAAGUUAAAAGCCCAGCUAAACCAAAUCAAAUCAUGCCGAUAUUACCUCAGAGUUCCACUGUUAAAUUUCCAUCUUUAAUACAAGAACAACAGUUUGUCUCUGUUACUGUACAAGCCUCUGGAAAUAUGAAUAUAAAAACUGUUCAAAGUACUAAUGUUGUACCUUCAUUAUCACAAAAUUUGAAAGCAGUGAGUACUGUUACAUCAAAGGGGACUCCUGGAUUUAUCAGUACACCUGCAAUGGACAUUUUGUCAGAUGAUUCUAUGUGUACACUUGCUCUUGCAGCUUCAACUACUCAAAAGAUUAAAACCACUGUUGUUUCUAAACAAUUUGAACAUCCAAAACCUGUGAUUAAACCUACAAGUGCACCUUACAAGAUUGUUCAAGCACCAAGACCAAUAAAAAAUGUUAUACCUCCUGUAAACACUAUAGUUCCACAGCAACAGGCCAUUUGUAUGGCUGGACCUACUUCACAAACUACAGCAACUGGGACAAUUCCAAUUUUUAAAACUGGAUCUAAUGUUUUGAGAAAACAGGUGAUCUUGCAACAAUCAAGUAGUUUGCAUUCAAAUUUUAUUACUUUGGUCAAGGCCAGUCAAGGUAACUGUAUACAAGGUAUUCCAGGAAAAAUGAUUGUACCAUCUAUUGGAACACCAAAUAAAAAUAUCCAAUCAUCAGCUAUAAAAAUCAUGAAUCCUCCGAUUAACCAUCAGAGCACACUCAUUAAAACAAAUCAAACCAUGAAAACUGUUCCAUUAAUUUCUGUAGGAACAAAACUACCAGCCACUGUUAACACACCAACUAUUGUUAUACAAAAAAACAAUCCAAACCUAUCAGCUUCUUCACAAAUUAUAAUUGUAACGACUAGUUCAAAUCUUAGGGGUGUACAAACAUUUUCUUCACCCCAAGCUACCAAUAUAACCAGUGCUAAUCGUACCAGUGUAACUACUACACCUGUCCAAAUGGUAAUGGUAUCAUCAAGUGGUAAUACCCCAACUGGAAGCAAACCUAUCACUUUCACUAGGGUAGCUGGACCUGGUAAUCGGAAAAUGGUUACAAUAGGUAAAUCAAACUUGCCUGGAAUGACAAUCGGUGGUAAACCUGUAACACUUCAAAUGGUUAGUGGUCAAAAUAAUAUGACUGUAAUAACUUCAAAUUCAGGUGGUAAUGUUGCUCAGUUGAAGAACACAAAUAUUGUGAACACACUUAAUACACCUCAGUCCAUUGGAAUAAAUUCAAAAUUACCAUCAACUAUAAAAUUAUCUUCGGAUUCACCAACUAGUUCUGAAUCAGCAUUAACUCAGUUAGCUUUAGAAGCAGGCAUUAUAAAUUCAUCCAAUAAAGAGAUCUGGAAGAAUAUGGAAGUUAUGGAUGAAUCCACUGAUUGUACUACAGACAAAUUAAAAAAUCUAAUUAAGGAAGAAGGAAUUGAUGAACUGGAUGAUGAUGUGUCUGAUAUCAACAAAUAUUAACGGAAUAAGCUUUAUUCUGGUAACUUAACUGGUAUUGCUUAUUGAUUUUAUUUAUAGUUAAUUUUGUAUUUUAAUUUUUUUUUUUAUAUAUGUAGCAUGUUUCACUUUAGUCUAGUA